AUGUUUCUGCUCAUAAAAUCCCCAUCCGUUCAGCCUGUCGCACAUCAGGUGUUUCUUCAUUCUCUGCGUCUGCUUUUCUCAUGGUUUAACAAGUAUAACAAAAAGCUGAUUUAUCCUCCAAACCCCAACCAAAUCACUACCAAGAACAGAUUGUAUCCCACCUACAUUGAGCAUUCAACCGAGCUUGGAACUUUGCUCUUGGGCCACGAGCCCUUGUUGUUGAAUUUUACAUUGCAAGGAGAUCCCGAGUGCAAUAAGGUCACAGGAGCGUUGUUCGACAUUCUUAGUGACAAGAGUAAAUAUCCGCUCGAUGUUUCUAAAUCUGUUAGCCUUGCCAACAUCACAUGUGACUCAAGUGGUGGAAGAGAACUCCAGCAAACAUAUGCCGUGAGUAAAAUUCCCACGGUAGUUUUGUUAAAGAAGCAAAUGUUGGUGGACCGCUUUAUUCCUUCCUCUCCACUGAAAGUCAGCGAAGAAUUGACCGAGUGGAUUAAGUCUAUUUACUAA
Clavispora lusitaniae ATCC 42720 is the source of this 507-nucleotide messenger RNA. RefSeq lists its product as uncharacterized. The record is from RefSeq and is a predicted model, not a curated record. NCBI's taxonomy places the organism in Eukaryota, Fungi, Ascomycota, Pichiomycetes, Serinales, Metschnikowiaceae.